AUGACCAGCACUAUGCCCGUCACGAGGACAGAGGCACCUCCCAGGUUCCAUUGCAACGAGCCCGGCUGCGAACUCACCAAAUUUUCCACUCAAUCCAAUCUCAACAGGCACAGCCAGUCCAAGCACGGCAUAGCGGUUCAGAUGCCCUGCGGCAAAAGCCUACCAAACCAUACGUCGAACACGAAGCGCCACCAAAAGUCAUGUCGGAAAUGUUGCCCGGCUCCGGAGCAGCUCCCGAAGUCGACCCCCGAUGAGCAAAGCAAGUUCAAGUCGCCUACCAGUGCAACCGCCAAUGCCACUGGGCUGCCAAGCUUCGAUGGGACCUUCGACGGCUAUUCGGAAUACCUCGGCGACAUGUACAAUCUGGAAGAGCGCUUUAUGUUUGAAAGUUUUUAG
Colletotrichum orchidophilum is the source of this 396-nucleotide messenger RNA. RefSeq lists its product as uncharacterized. Bases 1 to 396 code for a protein of 131 amino acids. NCBI's taxonomy places the organism in Eukaryota, Fungi, Ascomycota, Sordariomycetes, Glomerellales, Glomerellaceae. The transcript has a single exon. The record is from RefSeq and is a predicted model, not a curated record.